UUGAGAACGAAGGAAACAAUGGACAAAGGCGAAGCCACCAUUGAAACAGGAGCAACAAAAUCCAGUGAAGGCCGUGAAAGCAAGAUUGGAAGAGUUCAAGCAGUAGGAUAUCACAUCCCACAAGAUAUAGUUGCUGAAAUUCUUGCCAAACUCCCAGCGAAGUCUCUCAUGCGAUUCAGGUGCGUUUGCAAGACAUGGUCUUCCUUGAUUAGAGAUCCUUUCUUUGUUAAGUUGCACCAGAACCAAUCCUUGAAUAAACCUUGCAAAACCGGACUCCUCAUGUCCACAAAGCAUCAACUAUUCAACAGCCACUUUGUCUUCGCUGACCAUGAAGGAAAACAAGCCCUCGAAGAAGACACAAUCUCCAUACCAAAAUCUUCUAACGUUUUGGGGAUUGCAAACGGUUUAGCAUGCAUCGUUAACGAUAAACACCGUAUCUCAGUCUAUAAUCUUAGCACCCGUGAAAGUACAACCAUUCCUCCGCCUCCGCAGGAGAUAAGAUUUCAAGACCGUCUUUCCUUCGGGUUUGAUCCUUUGGCUAAUGAGUACAAGAUAGUGAAGUUUUGUGCUCAUGACAAAGAGCAAUUUGAGAUCUUCACGUUGGGGGCAGAAAGGUGGAGAAGAAUAAAUAGGAAGCAUUAUAAUUUUUAUGGGGGCGCGAAGUGGUAUGAUUUUAAGGAAGCCAUAUGUGUCAAUGGAGUUAUAUAUUGGAUGGUAAAAUCUAUGGCGGAAUCGUUGAAGAUUAAUCUACAUUCGUUUGACGUUCAUGGCGAGAAGUUUCAACAAGUUGCUGUCCCAGGCAAUGGCUUAUGCUUGUUUAGUGAUCUAAUACAAAUCGAAGGCUGUCUAGCAGUAAUUCAAGAUUCAGAGUGUGGAAAUAAAUUUAAACUGAAGAUGCUACAAGACUAUCAUAACAACGUUUGGACCCAUAAGAUUAUAGACAUUCCACUAAGUCCGAAAGAUGUUCGAUAUCCUACUUUGGCUGGAACUCUAGGAACUGGUGAGAUCUUGAUUCUGGACGAUCACUUCUCUGGGUGUUUUAGGCUUUUUUAUAGUGAUAUGGGGAGUAAGAGAUUACGAAGCGCAAAGAUUGCCUUGCCAUCUUUCUUUGGUGAGAACAAAUGGAAAAGAUAUUAUGCGAAUCAUUACUCGCAAACAGGAGAAAAUAAUGGGAGUUGGCUCUACAGUGCAAGUAUUUUUAGCUUUCAUCAUGUGGAGAACAUCUUGCCAUUGAAAGAAGACGGCCAGUACGGCUUUAUUUGAA
Populus nigra (black poplar) is the source of this 1264-nucleotide messenger RNA. RefSeq names its product F-box protein At1g31080-like. The record is from RefSeq and is a predicted model, not a curated record. Gene Ontology annotation, molecular function: protein binding. NCBI's taxonomy places the organism in Eukaryota, Viridiplantae, Streptophyta, Magnoliopsida, Malpighiales, Salicaceae. The transcript has a single exon. Bases 19 to 1263 code for a protein of 414 amino acids.